Molecule: messenger RNA, 5928 nt
Organism: Medicago truncatula (barrel medic)
Lineage: Eukaryota; Viridiplantae; Streptophyta; Magnoliopsida; Fabales; Fabaceae
Exons: 7
Coding region: 1-5928 (1975 amino acids)
Molecular function (GO): ADP binding; ATP hydrolysis activity
Source: RefSeq, a predicted model, not a curated record
AUGGAAAUUUUAAUUUCUGUUGUUGCAAAAAUAGCAGAAUAUACCGUUGUGCCUAUUGGACGUCAAGCAAGUUACUUGAUAUUCUACAAAGGUAACUUCAAGACGUUAAAGGAUCAUGUUGAAGAUCUUGAGGCUGCAAGAGCAAGAAUGAUCCAUUCGGUUGAAAGAGAAAGGGGAAAUGGUAAAGAAAUUGAAAAAGAUGUUCUGAAUCGGUUGGAGAAAGUGAACGAGGUUAUUGAAAAGGCGAAUGGGCUCCAAAACGAUCCUCGCAAUGCCAAUGUUAGCUGCUCAGCAUGGCCGUUCCCCAACUUGAUUUUACGACAUCAACUAAGUAGGAAAGCCACAAAAAUUUUAAAAGAUGUUGUUCAAGUUCAAGGAAAAGGGAUUUUUGAUCAAGUUGGCUACCUUCCCCCUCUAGAUGUAGUAGCCUCUUCCUCAACAAGAGAUCGUGAAAAGUAUGACACAAGAGAGUCACUUAAGGAGGACAUUGUGAAAGCUUUAGCAGAUUCUACUUCAUGCAACAUUGGGGUCUAUGGUUUGGGUGGGGUGGGUAAGACCACUCUUGUGGAGAAAGUUGCUCAAAUAGCCAAGGAACAUAAGUUGUUCGAUAGAGUGGUUGAGAUAGAAGUAUCGAAAAAUCCAGACUUUAAAAAGAUUCAAGGGGAGAUUGCAGAUUUCUUGGGUCUGCGAUUUGAAGAGGAGACUAUUCUUGGCAGAGCACAUCGCCUAAGACAAAGAAUCAAGAUGGAGAAAAGUAUCCUUAUCAUUCUAGAUAACAUAUGGACCAUACUUGAUUGGAAAGAAGUGGGGAUACCAGUUGGUGAUGAACAUAAUGGUUGCAAAUUGUUGAUGACAAGUAGAGAUCAAGGUCUGUUGCUGCAAAUGGGUGUUCCAAAGGAUUUCACUUUCAAAGUUGAAGUUAUGAGUGAAAACGAGACAUGGAGAUUGUUUCAAUUGAUGGCAGGUGAUGUAGUUAAUGAUAGCACUUUGAAAGAUGUAGCAAUUCAGAUUGCCCAAAAAUGUGAAGGUUUGCCUCUUAUGGUAGUGACCGUAGCGCAUGGAAUGGAAAAUAAGAGGGACGUUCAAUAUUGGAAAUAUGCGUUAAGGAAACUACAAAGUAAUGAUCAUAGCGAGAUGAAUGCAAAAACUUAUUCUGCUUUUGAAUUGAGUUACAACUCAUUGGAGAGUGAUGAAAUAAGGGAUCUCUUCUUGCUUUUUGCAUUACUGCCAGAUACUGUUGUAGAGUACUCUCUGAGAGUUGCAAUGGGUUUGGACAUAUUAAAUCAUACCAUUGAUGAUGCAAGAAUCAUACUUUAUAGAGUAAUCGAAUCUUUGGAGGCAACUUGUCUUUUGCUUGGUGUUAAAAAAAGGGGAAAGAUCCAAAUGCAUGACUUGGUUCGAGAUUUCGCUAUCUUCAUAGCAUGUAGGGACAAACAUGUAUUUCUAAAGAAACAGUCUUACGAGGGAUGGCCAACCAAGGACUUUUUAAAAAGGUGCACGCAAAUUGUUCUAGAUGAGUGUCAUAUGCAUGGGCUUCCUCAAAUAAUUGAUUGUCCAAACAUUAAGCUUUUCUAUUUGCGCGGUAGGAAUCGUUCAUUAGAAAUCCCGGAUAAUUUUUUUGAGGAUAUGGGAAGCCUUAGAGUGUUAGAUUUAACAUCUUUGAACUUCUCUUCAUUACCCACUCCAUUUUGGUUCUUAACGGACCUUAAAACGUUGUGUUUGGAUCAUUGUGUUUUGGAAAAUAUGCAUGCAAUAGAAGCUUUGCAAAAUUUAGAAAUUCUUAGCUUGUGGAAUUCUUCAAUGACCAAGUUCCCAAUAGAAAUAGGGAAAUUGACUCAAUUGAGAAUGCUUUAUUUGAGCCAUUUAGGAAUAGAAGUGGUCCCACCCAACAUCAUAUCAAACUUGACUAAAUUGGAGGAGUUGUACAUGGGAAAUACCUCUAUUAAUUGGGAAGAUGUGAAUUCAACGGUUCAAAAUGAACAUGCUAGUAUUGCUGAGCUUCGAAAGCUACCCAACUUGAAAGCUCUAGAAUUACAAAUCCGUGAGACUUGGAUGUUGCCAAGGGACUUACGAUUGAUGUUUGAGAAGCUGGAAAGAUAUAAAAUAGCUAUUGGAGAUGUAUGGGACUGGUCUGACAUUGAGGAUGGAACCUUAAAAACAUUGAUGCUCAAACUUGGUACAAACAUACAAUUCGAGCAUGGAAUUAAAGCAUUGAUUAAAGGUGUUGAGAAUUUGUACUUGGAUGAUGUAGAUGGAAUUCAAAAUGUGCUUUAUCAACUAAAUGGGGAAGGAUUUCCAUUUCUGAAACAUCUCCACAUCCAAAAUAAUGCAAACAUGAAGCACAUUGUUGACUCUAAAGAGAGGAAUCAAAUCCAUGUGUCGUUUCCCAUCUUGAAAACACUAGUACUUCUUAAUCUUAAAAAUUUGGAGCAUAUUUUUCAUGGUCAACCUUCAAUUGCUUCUUUUGGAAAACUCAGUGUUAUCAAAGUCAAAAACUGCAUCCAAUUAAAAUAUCUAUUUUCCUAUGCAGUAGUUAAAGAACUUUCCCACAUUUCUAAUAUUGAAGUUUGUGAGUGCAAUUCUCUGAAGAAAGUAGUGUUUGGAGACAACAAUUCAAGUGCAAAAAAUGAUAUCACUGAUGAAAAAAUCGAGUUUCUUCAAUUGCGUUCUUUGACUUUAGAACAUUUGGAGACACUUGAUAAUUUCGCCUCUGAUUAUUUGACACAUCAUAGAAGUAAGGAAAAGUAUCAAGGUCUAGAGCCUUAUGCUUAUACUACACCAUUUUUUAAUAAUGCUCAGGUUGCAUUUCCUAAUUUGGAUGCCCUUAAAUUGAGCUCACUUCUCAAUUUGAAUCAAAUUUGGGAUGACAAUUAUCAAUCAAUGUGCAACUUGACUAGCUUGAUUGUGGAUAAUUGUGUUGGAUUGAAGUAUUUAUUCUCCUCUACUUUGGUUGAAAGUUUUAUGAACCUCAAACAUCUUGAAAUAAGUAAUUGUCCUAUCAUGGAGGAGAUUAUAGCUAAAACAGAGAGAAAUAAUGCAGUAAAAGAGGUUAAUUUUUUGAAAUUAGAGAAAAUCAUACUGAAGGAUAUGGCCAGCUUGAAGACAAUAUGGCAUUACCAAUUUGAAACAUCGAAGGUGUUGGAAGUGAACAAUUGUAAGAAAAUUGUGGUGGUUUUUCCUUCUUCAAUGCAAAAUACAUAUAAUGAGCUUGAGAAGUUGGAGGUUACAAAUUGUAAUUCAGUUGAAGAGAUAUUUGAAUUGACUUUCAAUGAAAAUAACAGUGUAGAGGAUACAACACAUUUGAAAGAAGUUACUAUAGAUGGAUUGUGGAAUUUGCAAAAGAUAUGGAGUGAAGAUCCUCAAGGGAUUCUUAGUUUUCAAAAUCUUAUAACUGUACAAGUAGUAAGUUGUGAAAGCUUGGAGUAUUUACUACCAUUCUCCGUAGCCACUCGUUGCUCACAUCUUAAGAAACUCGGUAUAAAAUGGUGUCGGAACAUGAAGCAAAUUGUUGCAGAGGAGAAAGAAUCUAGAGUGAAUGCAGCUACCAUAUUUGAGUUUAACCAGCUUAGUAUUUUAUUGCUUUGGGGCUUAUAUAAACUCAAUGGUUUCUAUGCUGGAAAUCAUACUCUAGCAUGCCCAUCUUUGAAGGAAAUUAGUGUUUCCAAAUCUACAAAGUUGAAUUUGUUCAGAACUCUAUCCAAUUUUCAUGAUAACAAACACUCUGUUUCAACGGAGCAACCACUUUUCAUUGCUGAAGAGGUGAUUCCAAACUUGGAGUUGUUGAGGAUGGUACAGGCAGAUGCUGACAUGAUAUUGAAAACCCAGAACCCAAGUUCCCUCUUUAGCAAAAUGACCAGUCUUGGUUUGGCUUGCUAUAACACGGAAGAGGCAAGAUUUCCUUAUUGGUUUCUUGAAAAUGUGCAUACUCUUGAGUCACUAUUUGUUGAGUGGAGUUGCUUCAAGAAGAUAUUUCAAGAUAAAGGAGAAAUAACUGAGAAGACUCAUCCACAUAUCAAAAGACUGACAUUGAAUGAAUUACCUAAACUUCAACAUAUAUGCGAGGAAGGAUCCCAAAUUGACCCAGUUCUUGAGUCCCUUGAAUACUUACAUGUUGAUAGUUGUUCUAGUCUGACAAAUUUGAUGCCUUCCUCCGUCAACCUUAAUCAUCUUGCAAAGUUAGAGAUAACAGAAUGCAAUGGGCUAAAAUAUUUGAUCUCAACUCUUACUGCACGCAGUUUGGACAAGCUCACUGUGCUGAAGAUAAAAGGUUGUAAUUCACUUGAAGAAGUAGUUAAUGGAGUAGAAAAUGUUGACAUUGCUUUUAUUAGUUUACAAACUUUGAUGUUGGAAUGUUUGCCAAGCCUCAUCAAGUUUUGCUCUAGUAAGUGUUUCAUGAAGUUCCCUUUGUUGGAGAAAGUAAUUGUGAGGGAAUGUUCUUGUAUGAAGAUUUUUUCUGCUGGAGACACAAGCACACCAAUUCUUCGAAAAGUCAAAAUUGCAGAAAAUGAUUCAGAAUGGCAUUGGAAGGGAAACCUAAACAAUACAAUAUACAACAUGUUUGAAGAUAAGCUGGGAUUUGGUAGUUUCAAGCAUUUAAUACUAUCUGAAUAUCCCGAGUUAAAAGAGUUGUGGUAUGGUCGACUUGAGCAUAAAGCAUUUAGGAGUUUGAAGCAUCUAGUGGUUCAUAAAUGUGAUUUUUUAUCCGAUGUGCUAUUUCAACCUAACUUGCUAGAAAUGUUGAUGAACUUGGAAGAAUUAGAGGUUGAAGAUUGUAAUUCAUUAGAAGCAGUUUUUGAUUUGAAAGGUGAAUUUGCAAAAGAAAUUGUUGUGCAUAAUUCUACUCAAUUAAAGAAAUUAAAACUAUCUAAUCUUCCAAAACUGAAGCAUGUAUGGAAAGAGGAUCCACAUUACACACUGAGGUUUGAAAAUUUAAGUGAUGUUUCUGUUGUGGGAUGCAAAAGCUUGAUGAGCCUCUUUCCACUCUCAGUUGCUAGAGAUAUGAAGCAACUUCAAAGUCUUCAAGUAAGUAAAUGUGGGAUUGAAGAAAUUGUGGCCAAGGAAGAAGGACCAGAUGAGAUGGUUAAAUUUGUGUUUCUUCAUUUAACAUCCAUUAAACUUUAUGAUUUGACCAAACUUAAGGCAUUCUUUGUUGGGGUUCAUUCUCUUCAAUGUAAAUCAUUGAAAACAAUCAACUUGUUUCGAUGUCCAAAAAUAGUGCUAUUUAAGGCAGAGUCUUUGAGACACAAAGAAAGUUCCAGAAAUGAUGUGCUCAAUAUCUCAACAUAUCAAGCUCUUUUUGUGAUUGAAGAGGAGGUACUUACAAGUGUUGAGAGUACAACUCAAAUUAGCCCGCGACUUAGAGAGUUGAAAUUAUGGUACCUGGCUAAGCUUCGAUAUAUAUGCAAAGAAGGAUUUCAAAUGGAUCCUUUUCUGCAUUUUCUUGAAAGAAUUGAUGUUUACCAAUGUUCCAGUCUGAUAAAGUUGGUUCCGUCCUCGGUUACCUUUAGUUACAUGACCUAUUUGGAGGUAUCAUACUGCAAUGGGUCGAAAAAUUUGAUAACACACUCAACAGCAAAGAGUCUUGUCAAACUCAGAACAAUGAAGAUUCAAAUGUGUAAUUGGCUUGAGGAUAUUGUGAACGGUAAAGAAGAUGAGACAAACGAGAUUUCAUUUUGCAGUUUACAAACUCUAAAACUAAUUUCUUUACAAAGGCUAUGUCGAUUUUGCUCAUGCUUAUGCCCCAUUAAGUUUCCCAUGCUGGAAGUUGUAGUUGUCAAAAAAUGUCCUCAAAUGGAACAUUUUUCAUUGGGAGUGGCCAACACACCAAAUCUUCAAACUGUAGAAAUUGACGAAGAAAAUCAUUGGGACGGUGACCUCAACCGAACCGUAAAGAAUCUGUGUGAUGAGAAGGAGGAUUUGAUGGUUUAG